AUGACACCUUGGCAGAUUCUUCAGGCGAGCAAAGCCUCGCGGGCGGCUCUGGGUUCCCCCGCUCAUCAUGGACACACGGCCGCGGUGCAGUACAGCAUCGCUGAGGCAGCCCCAGACGGCAGCAGGACUUUCUGCGUGUCCACAGACAGACUCACCAUGCAGGAGCUGAACGGCAGACUGGCAUCGUACCUGCAGCAGGUGCAAUGUCUGGAGGCGGCCAAUCAGCAGCUCGAGUGUCAGAUCCUGCAGGAGCUGGACAGGAAGUGUCCCGCAGACCUCACAGAGCUGGACGGACACCUGCAGACGGUGUCGCAGCUGCAGGACCAGAUCAGUGAGUGUCUCUCGGUUCAGGCUGAGCUGAAGCUGCUGCUGCUCAAUGAGGAGCUUCACGCCUGCAACUUCAAAGUCCGGUGGGAGAGUGAGCAGGAGAAUCGUGGGCGUCUGGAGGCGGAGCUUCAGAAGCUGAGGCUGCAGGGGGAGGGGCUACUGACACAGGAAGUACCAGAGCUCCAGGAACUACACGAAAGUCAAAGACAGCAGAUGAUGGAGCUGCAGAUCCAACACCAGCAGAAUGUACAGGGUCUCCUGGACCAGGUGACAAGGGGCAUCAACGUGCAGAUGCAGCUCAUCCAAUCAGCAGACCUGAACCAGCAGCUGAACAACCGCAGACACACGAACGCCACGAUGUUCGACCACAACCAGGACGAGUGCUGGUUCAACGAUCAGGAGCCGACGGUGACCUUUGACCCUCCAGAGGUGUCCGAGGACGUUAUGAUCGGCCUGAAUCAGCUGAGAACAACAGCAGCGAGUUUGGAGGAAGAGCUGAUGCUACUGCAGGCUGAGAACAUGCAGCUGGAGAGCUGUGAGCAGCAGCAGAUGGACUCCUUCGUCCAGCAGCUGGAGUUCCUGCAGAAGAGAGCAGACAGUCUAAGCAGUGAUCUGGACUCAGCGAUGCAGGUUAUAGCUCAGCAGGCUGCAAAUCAUCAGGACCUGCUGGAUGUCAAGAUCCAGCUGGAGAACGAGAUACAGAACUACCGGAUGCUGCUGGAAGGACGAGGCUGCCAGUGGUAA
Messenger RNA from Scomber scombrus (Atlantic mackerel), 1071 nucleotides. RefSeq names its product keratin, type I cytoskeletal 10-like. NCBI's taxonomy places the organism in Eukaryota, Metazoa, Chordata, Actinopteri, Scombriformes, Scombridae. The transcript is spliced from 7 exons. The record is from RefSeq and is a predicted model, not a curated record. Gene Ontology annotation, molecular function: structural molecule activity. The coding region runs from base 1 to 1071 and encodes 356 amino acids.